CGUUUUAUUUCAUAAUUUGAGAUUGGGGUUUGUGUGUGUAUCCUCAGAUGGCGACCACAUCGGAGAUCAACAAUGAUCUUUCGUUUUCCGUUGUAUCGAUUGUUGAAGAUGUUCUUCAACAACAUAGUAGUCGAUCAAGCGACGUUGGUUUCGUUUCCCGGAAAGUUGAUGAAUCUUCUUUAAGAAGAUAUGAAGCUGUUGGGUGGCUUAGAGAUAUGGUCGGAGUUUCCAAUGGUAAAGAUUUUCCGGCUGAGCCUUCUGAAGAAGAUUUUAGGCUUGGAUUGCGAAGCGGAAUCGUACUUUGCAAUGUUCUUAACAAAGUUAAUCCUGGAUCAGUGUCAAAGGUUGUUGAAGCGCCGGACGAUGUUGUAGAUGGAGCUGCACUCUCAGCUUUCCAAUACUUUGAAAACAUCAGGAACUUUUUAGUAGCCAUAGAGGAAAUGGCGUUGCCAUCAUUUGAAGCUUCAGAUAUGGAGAAGGGAGGCAAGUCUAUAAGAAUAGUGAACUGCAUUCUUGCCCUUAAAUCUUACAGCGCGUGGAAACUGAAAGGUGAAAAUGGUCCAUGGAGAACCCACUCUACGGAUAUCUCAUCAACUGAUCCAACUCUGAGUUCUGAUGUUGGGCAAGAACAUAGUGAAAAAGGAGAUUCUAGAUCCAUAAAUGGGCUUGUUCGCUCAUUCAUUGCAGACAAAAAGCAUGAAGAUAUUCCAAAUGUUGUAGAGUCUGUGUUGAACAAAGUUAUGGAAGAAGUCCAGCAACGUUUAUCAAUCCACAAUGAAAUGAUGAAAUCAAGAUCAAAGCCUAUUCUAGAAGAUGAUUCAUCCUGUGAGACAGUGGUCCGGUCUCAGCAGUGUGAUGCAAGACAACAUGAGGAAUCAGAAAAAGACAGUCCGCCUCAGGUUGUAGAAAAAAGGUUUCAAAGGACACAUUUUGAACAUUACGAAGAACAAGAGAUUCUUCUGAACCAACAAAAACACAUCCAGGAGUUAAAACAAACCUUAAAUUCUACAAAAGCGGGAAUGCAAUUACUACAGAUGAAGUAUCAAGAAGAUUUCUUUCACCUAGGCAAGCAUUUAAAUGGUUUAGCUUAUGCGGCUACGGGAUACAAAAGGGUUCUUGAAGAAAACCGCAAACUGUACAAUCUAGUGCAAGAUCUAAAAGGAAACAUACGGGUGUACUGUCGGGUUAGGCCAUUCUUGCCUGGGCAAUCAAGUUGUGGUUUAAGUGCCGUGGAACACAUAGACGAAGGAACCAUCACCAUCAGAGUGCCAUCAAAGUAUGGGAAAGCAGGGCAAAAACCAUUUAUGUUCAAUAAAGUCUUUGGUCCUUCUGCAACACAAGAGGAAGUGUUUUCAGACAUGCAACCUUUAGUACGGUCGGUUCUUGAUGGCUACAAUGUCUGCAUCUUCGCUUAUGGCCAAACCGGAUCAGGGAAAACUUUUACCAUGACAGGGCCUAAGGAACUGACUGAAGAGAGCCUAGGUGUGAACUACAGGGCACUGGCAGAUCUGUUUCUUCUAUCAAAUCAAAGAAAAGACACAACCAGCUACGAAAUCUCAGUUCAGAUGCUGGAAAUUUACAACGAGCAAGUCAGAGAUCUACUUGCCACAGAUGGCCAGACUAAAAGAUAUCCUUUGGAGAUCAGAAACAACUCUCACAAUGGAAUUAAUGUGCCGGAAGCAAGUCUAGAGCCUGUCUCAUCGACGGAUGACGUUAUACAGCUGAUGGAACUAGGACAAAUGAACCGUGCAGUGAGCUCUACAGCUAUGAAUGACAGAAGUAGUCGAUCUCACAGUUGUGUAACUGUUCAUGUUCAAGGCAGAGACCUCACAUCCGGGGCUAUCCUUCAUGGUUCUAUGCAUCUGGUUGAUCUUGCAGGAAGCGAGAGAGUGGACAAGUCUGAGGUGACUGGAGACAGAUUGAAGGAGGCUCAGCACAUCAACAAGUCCCUCUCGGCUCUUGGAGAUGUCAUCUCCUCGCUUUCCCAGAAGACUUCUCAUGUGCCAUACCGAAACAGUAAACUCACUCAGCUGCUACAAGACUCCCUCGGAGGAUCAGCCAAGACGCUUAUGUUUGUCCACAUAAGUCCAGAAGCUGACACUCUCGGAGAAACUAUUAGUACUCUGAAAUUUGCUGAACGAGUGGGGCGUGUUGAGUUAGGCGCUGCUCGUGUGAACAAAGAUAACUCAGAGGUUAAGGAGCUUAAAGAACAGAUUGCUAAUCUUAAGAUGGCUCUAGUGAGGAAAGGAAAUGGUAAUGAUGUACAACCAACCGCUAUACCAAUCAACCGUGAGAGAAUAUCGAGAAGAAGAUCACUCGAAACUCCUACUAUUCGACCCAAAUUACCUACCAUGGGUAACACAUCAAGCAACAGUAGGCCCCAAAUCAUGGAUCUUAGUGGACCAGAGGCUUUUAGCGAUAGUACUGCAUCGUCAAGAAGACACAGCUUAGAUAUCCAUGAGCUUAUGAAAUCUUCUUCUCCGGCUUGGCCAAGGCAGUCACUCAAUGCGAAAGACGAGGACAGAGAGUUCAAGUCAGGGGAGUGGAUUGAUAAGCAUGAAGAGUUAAUUCAAAAUCAGAAUCCGAAUUCUCCUGAGCAAUUCUACCAGUCAAUGGUCACUCAACAACCAUCACUAAACGGUGGGAAACAAGAUUUUGAAGUGCAGAGUAUUACAGAUAACGAAUCUGAUGAAGCCGCAACAAGCGAUUGCUCAGAUACCGAUUUGUUGUGGCGAUUGAGCGUUCAAGUGAAUGUUCCUAAGGUUUCCAAUAUCCAAAACUCAACAAACCCCAAACCAAAGAAAAUUCAGCCAAGAACUGCAAAACACUCAGAAACUAGAAGUUUAAUUCCGUCAUUGAUCCCAGCACCAAGCAAGAGACCUCCUAACACCGUAAAUUCACAGCCGCAGCGACCAACCAGAGAUGGAAAACGCAGACUGAGUUUAGGCACAUGAACAUGUUUUCACCAGUUUUGUAAAGAGUUUAAAAAGGAAGGAGACAAAAAAAGAUUUGUUAUUUGUAUAUUGUGAGAGAAAGCUUUCUCUGUUUUGGCCGCUCUUAUUGUGCCAUUUAGGUAAAAUCUCAAAUUUGUUGUUUUGAGUGUACAAAGAAUGAUUCCUUGUUAUGCAAUCUUCUUCUGGAUUCUUAACUUAUGUGUAUGGAUAUAUAAUUCAAUUAUUUGAACAUCCAUAUGCUUUUGAUAAAGUAAAAUGGCACAU
Molecule: messenger RNA, 3218 nt
Organism: Arabidopsis arenosa
Lineage: Eukaryota; Viridiplantae; Streptophyta; Magnoliopsida; Brassicales; Brassicaceae
Source: the annotation of a GenBank genome assembly